Molecule: messenger RNA, 1342 nt
Organism: Camelina sativa (false flax)
Lineage: Eukaryota; Viridiplantae; Streptophyta; Magnoliopsida; Brassicales; Brassicaceae
Source: RefSeq, a predicted model, not a curated record
UAAGGUUUCUAUUGGUUUUUGUGAGAUUACGUCAUGCGCGUAUGAAUAAUAAUUUAUACGUCACGUUAUUAUCGUUGUUAUGCUUCGCUUUUAAUUAAUCAAGUUUUAAAUCAUACUAAUAUAUGUAGGUGUAGGUAUCGAGACACACAAAUCAGUCCUUUUAUUUUGUAUAUAAUCAUGUUGCGUAUGAAAAGGUUUCGAGUCUAUUGACUAAUCUUCUUUCUAAAUUUUUGAAGUGGAUACGAAGAAAGAGACAAAACAAGAGGAAUACAUUAUUCUCUCUUCUAUCUUACAUCGACUCUGAUCUGGAUCUCAAUCUCAAUCUCCAAGUUUACUUCAAAAGCAAUGACCAAGAUCUUUUUCUUAUUCUCUAUCAUCAUCAUCAUUUUUCUUCAAUCUCCACCAAAAAUCCAAUCCCAAACUAUUCCAAGAAACAUUAGUAUCUUCAUCUUGGCCGGGCAAAGCAACAUGGCGGGUCGAGGUGGAGUUUAUAACGACACCGCUACAAACACCACCGUGUGGGACGGUGUGAUCCCCCAGGAAUGUCGAUCAAACCCUUCGAUCUUCCGUCUCACGGCCAAGCUCAAGUGGGAAAUUGCUAAAGAGCCACUACACGUUGACAUUGAUGUUAACAAGACUAAUGGUAUUGGACCGGGUAUGUCAUUUGCUGAUCGGUUGUUUUACCGGUUCGGUCAUGUGGGUUUGGUUCCUUGCUCUAUCGGUGGGACUAAACUAAGCCAAUGGCAAAAGGGUGAGUAUCUUUACGAGGAUACGGUGAGGAGAGCGAAAGCCGCGGUUGCUAGUAGUGGAGGCGGCUCGUACAGGGGGAUUUUGUGGUAUCAGGGUGAGUCGGAUACGGUGGAUAUGGUGGAUGCUUCGGUUUAUAAGAAGAGACUAGUCAAGUUCUUUACUGAUCUUCGAAGUGAUUUAGAUCAGCCAAAUCUUCCUAUUAUACAGGUGGCUCUAGCGACAGGGGCAGGACCAUAUGUUGAUGCGGUGAGAAAAGCUCAACUCAAGACAGAUCUUAAGAACGUGUAUUGUGUUGACGCCAUGGGUCUACCUCUUGAACCGGACGGUUUGCAUCUUACCACUUCAUCUCAGGUCCGGCUCGGUCAAAUGAUAGCCCAGAGUUUCGCGGACAAUAUUCCCAAUUCAGCUCAAUCACUCUAUAUGCCUCUUCUAAUUACUUCCUUCUGUUGUUCCCUUUCUAUCAUCUUUUUAGAAAUCUUGGCACCUACCUUACCAUUUUUGUAACAUUUUUUUUUCAUUUUUUUUUUUUCUUUUUUUGGAUUCCUCAUGAUAUUUGUCCAAAUUAUUAUUAUAGAGAAACUUAAGUCUUAUU